AUGGUGAAGUGGAUGAGAGAGAUAUUCAUAUUUUUCUUCUUAGCAAUAUUUUCCAAGGCAAUCGGCUCUUAUCCCUUCUGGAGAACGAGGAGGGCAACUGACAGAUUAAACGAGCGCUUGACCUGGCAGCUAGCCGUGGAGGCUAACAAAGUCCGCGGAUGGCGCACGGUGCCGGCUCAUUGCCUCCACCACAUCGAAACUUACAUGACCGGCGGGCAAUACGAGCAGGACGUUAACUAUGUCGUGGAACAAAUACAGAAUUACGUUGCAGAAGUUACCGUGGAUGAGGAUGCCAUGGAUGCUUGGAUCCUUGACGUAGACGACACCUGCGUACCAAAUAUACUUUACUACAAAAGAAAGAAAUAUGGGUGUGAGCCCUAUGACCCCUGGGGUUUCAAGGCAUGGGCAAUGAAGGCCGAGUGUCCAGAAAUCCCUGCUCUACUGGGAUUGUUUCAGAAGCUGGUGGACAGCGGAUUUAAGGUGUUCUUGAUCACCGGAAGAGACGAAGAGACCUUAGCCACUGCCACCAUUGAUAAUUUGCAUAGCCAAGGAUUCAUGGGCUAUAAAAGGGUGAUUUUCAGGACGGAAGCUUUCAAAGGGGAAUGUUCGGGCAAUCGCACAUUCAAACUCCCUAGUCCUAUGUAUUGUGUUCCUUAA
Hibiscus syriacus is the source of this 657-nucleotide messenger RNA. RefSeq names its product acid phosphatase 1-like. The transcript has 3 exons. Lineage: Eukaryota; Viridiplantae; Streptophyta; Magnoliopsida; Malvales; Malvaceae. The coding region runs from base 1 to 657 and encodes 218 amino acids. The record is from RefSeq and is a predicted model, not a curated record.